Messenger RNA from Thlaspi arvense, 1712 nucleotides. The record is from the annotation of a GenBank genome assembly. Lineage: Eukaryota; Viridiplantae; Streptophyta; Magnoliopsida; Brassicales; Brassicaceae.
GUUUAACUUCAAUAUUCUCAUUUACUAUUGUUUUAUGAAUCUGCUCUUUCCUGAUAUGUUACUGCCUGUUUCUGCAGACUUUCAAUGGUAAAAUAUGGGAGAAAUUCAGCAGUGGGAAAGUUGCUUCAUUGGCAUACGCAGAGAUCCAAGGAAAGUCUGCUCUUGCUUCAUACAUGCAGAAUCCAAGUCCUACGAAGGACGAAAAGCAUUUGUUUCCAGAAGUCUCCCACCACCAUGAUGAUUGAUGAUGGUCAAGACUCCGAUGAUCAGGAGCAACUCUUUUCAAGCAUUUGGAACAUAACCGCGCCUAAUUCAGAUUGGUCUUACACAAUGGAUCUUAUGGAGAAUCCGAGGGAGAACGAUAACUCCAAGAACAUAGCAGAAGAGUCCUCUUAAACCCCCAACUAAAAACCAGUAGCUGGGAACUCUAACCCACCAUCAAAGGUAAGUGUACAGAUCAGGCGCUGAUAUGGAAGAAGCAUAUGUACAGUAUCGUCCAAGGCUUGUUUUUCCUCGGAACAGAGUAACCGUUUUUUAGGGAUUACUUCACACGGAAAAGAAAAACAAUCUAAAAACAUCCCUUUUAGUAGUACAUUACGUUAAAUACUUUAAUCAAAACUUCUCCUUAUCUGUAAUGUGUAUAUCCUCAUGUCCAUGUGAAAGACAUGAUCAGUGUUUAAUUAGUUGUUUCAUUACAACAGACUUGUUAUAAGUCUCUGUCUCAAUUAGUUACCACUAGGUCCAUUACUAUUACAAAACCGUUACACGUCUAUCUCUGUGUAAUACACAUCUCUCCAUGGCUUCAAUGGCGGAUCAGUCUCUUUUUCAACUUUUCCUAGCCAAUCCCAACACAAAUGGCUCAGCAUCGCGAUCCGAUUCUUGUAUUCUUUUACGGCUAAUCUCCGUAAUUAUCGUCGGAGCUAUCUCCUUGUGGGCAAACCACGAGGCAUCAAAAGGUUUUUCCAUAACUAUCAUCAAUGAAGCUAAGGAUUCUCCUUCCGGUAAAAGAUUCGCCCUUUUCUUUGAAUCGGAUGAUACCGCGGUGCGGGUCUUGCUCGAUACGAGCUUCUUUGUGGAGAGAUUUCUCUACGAGAGUGUUCCUCAUCGUCUCCGGAAGCCUGUAAACCAUGUGACCGUCAGAUUCUAUGGAAACAGCCGUGACGGAGUCGAGAAGAUCUCGAUAACUUCCGGUGCAAGUCAUGGAGGAUUUGGCUGUGGGGAGACAAGUCAGGAGCCUUGCCGGAGCUUGUCGCCGGCAUGGUGGAGUAUUUGACCGUGGAGCGAAGAGAACGACGUCGUCUUGAUGAGUUGGGUGAGUAUUGGAAGGAUAAGGAGUCUGUGUCUGUGGUUAGGUUCUUGUGUUACUGUGAAAGACGUAGCGAGGGGUUCAUCAGACGGUUGAACCAUGGGAUGAGAUUUGGGUGGGAUGAUCGGACGGUGUAUCUAGCUUCGAAUGGUGCGUGUGAUUCACGCAAGGUUGUGUUGCGUAAGCGAAUCAUCGACGACAAUGGAUUUGAUAAUUGAGAGACGAACAUGAUUGGUUAUAGUGCUGUCGUAUUGUAGCACACAUGGCUCCACGUCAUUAUUCAUGUACUAUAUUAUUCAACACCUUUUUUGUGGAAAUGAUUUUUUUUGUUCUCUCAGAUAUUGUAAUAUAAUGGAUUUUAUAUGUUUGUUAGAUUUGUUAAUUAUUGGAGUCUAAUUUUGGUGGC